Actinia tenebrosa (Australian red waratah sea anemone) is the source of this 2350-nucleotide messenger RNA. Its product is annotated as carnitine O-acetyltransferase. The record is from RefSeq and is a predicted model, not a curated record. NCBI's taxonomy places the organism in Eukaryota, Metazoa, Cnidaria, Anthozoa, Actiniaria, Actiniidae. Gene Ontology annotation, molecular function: acyltransferase activity.
AAUGCAUCUUUCCAACAUGGUUGCUGUUGUCUAGUAGCGUUUUGAUAAACAUCUUUAGCCACGAAAUUCUGUUGUCCCCCGUGUAUUUUGGACAUUCUGGUGUAAUCACAGAUGAAUAAGACAUAAUGAUUUCAUGUUUCAGGUUCUGCAAUAAGGCCCACAUGCUUGGUAUUAUCUCUAAACAGCUACUCAAGGACACCGUCACAAUGCCGAGAUUAAUCUUAUCCAACACAGCUAAGGUUAUUCCUCGGCGCUAUAUGUAUCAUAGUAUGAAGGCACUAGAAGAUUCUCUUCCGAGAUUGCCUGUGCCUUCAUUACAACAGACGAUGGAUAAGUAUCUUCAAGCAGUAAAGCCACUAGUGGAUGAAGAUGAUUAUAAAAACACCAAGACCCUUGUGGAAGAAUUUAGAAAGCCUGGUGGUGUUGGAGAAAAGCUACAAGAAAGACUUUUAGAAAGGGCCAAGUUUACUGAUAACUGGCUUGCACAAUGGUGGGAUGACAAAGGUUAUCUUGAACAAAGAGUACCACUAGUUGUUUACUUCAGUCCAGCUGCUACUUUCCCUAAAGAGAAUUUCACUGAAAGUCUGAGUUAUCUCAAAUACACUGCAAGACUGAUUUCAAAUGCACUUAAGUUUAAAGAGGAAAUUGACAGUGAAACUAUUUCUGUAGACAUGGCUGGUAAGGAUCCUUUGAGUAUGGUUCAGUACAAGCUUCUCUUUGGUGGUACAAGGAAGCCUCAUGCCUCCAAAGAUGAGUUUGUUCUUGCUCCCAUAGAAAAGUCAAGGCAUAUCAUUGUUGCCCACAGAAAUCAGUUUUAUUCCAUGGAAGUUUACUACCCAAAUGGAAAGCCCUUGAAUGAAGGUGAUUUGAUGGCUCAACUAAUGGUCAUCGUCAGAAACAAUGAUCCUUUAGAAGAGCCUGUAGGAGUAUUGGGAACUACUGAUAGGACAACCUGGGCCCAUGAGAGAAAGACCCUAGAAAAAGAUAAAAUAAACAGAUCAAGCUUGGAUAUAAUAGACUCUGGUCUGUUUGUAAUCUGUCUGGACAAGCCACCAGUCCCAUCAACACAAGCACCUAGUAUAAUGGAAGAUGCRACUCAUUCUAUAUCUGCAAGACAGUGUCUACAUGGUGAUGGAGUAGAAUCUAACAGUCUCAACAGAUGGGUGGAUAAAACCAAUAAUUUCUGUAUCAGUGAAGAUGGACAUGUGGGUUGUCUGUAUGAACACACACCAGCUGAAGGACCAACGAUUGCUCGUGUCUGGGAAUAUACUGUAGCUAACAGACAUGGCUAUGAAUCCAUAAGUCCUAGUAACUCAAUAAGUCAUCUUACUCCUCCUAUUAAACUGAAGUGGAAGAUAAGGAGCUCAACCAAAGAAGCAAUUAAGAAGGCAAAGUACCAACUAGAAAGUUUGGUAAGGGAUUUAGAUGUGCGUUGCUUUAAGUUUGAUCAUUAUGGCAAAGAUUUCAUUAAGAAACACAAACUGAGCCCUGAUGCUUGGAUUCAGAUCUCCUUUCAGCUUACUCACUAUAGGCUUCAUGGUCAACUUGGACCGGCUUAUGAAACUGGUGCAACAAGGAAGUUCAAGCUUGGCCGCACUGAAACCAUCCGAUCAGCCUCUGUACCUACUCUAGAAUUUGUACAAAGCAUGGCCAAUCCCUCUUGCUCGAAUGCUGAGCGCCUGUCCUUUAUGCGUGCCGCAAUAAAUGCACAUACCACUUACACCAAGGAGGCUAUAAAUGGCCAGGGCAUUGACCGCCAUCUCCUUGGCCUGAAACUGAUAGCCCUUGAGUCAGGAAUGAAUGUUCCAGAGCUAUUUAUGGAUAGUACUUAUGCAUACUCACUACACUUCAAAAUAUCAACCAGUCAGGUGCCAUUCAAGGAAGAAACAUACCUCCUGUUUGGUCCUGCUGUUCCAGAUGGGUAUGGUAUCUGUUAUAACCCAGGGCUGAAAAAACUGAUGUUUGGCGUUACAACGUACAACAGUAACCCUACGACCAACUCUGGUCACUUUGCAUCAUGUCUGCAGAGAAGUCUGGAUGACAUGCAGUUACUAGUAUCUAAAUCUAAACUGUAAAGAAUUGUUGCUAAAAAUCCCUCAGUUCUUAGCAAGUACUUAUAAUAAAUAGCAAAUCAUGUUGCUAGACAGUCUAUAUGGUAUUGUGAAAAAGACAUGGCUGCCAACAUGAAUUAAUCCUUGGUUUUCUGUUUUUGAUCAUUAGCAACCUUGCAUGCUAUAGUGGAGGAAUAAAUUAUUUUAGACUUUAAACACCUGUUUUUUGGAUACUUAAUAUAUUAACUGUACUUAAAUAUUAUAUUAAGAUGUAAUAAAGAGGUAAAGAUGUUAUUCUA